GUCCUCUUCACAAUAAAGAACCAAACCCUCUAUUCUCUUCUUCUCAUCAUUCCUUCACUUUUCAAUCCCUUUAAUUGAUAUCUCUUUCUUUCCCGAGAAUUAAACUUCUUACAUAAUUCUUGAAAUCAUAGCAAUGGCAACUCCUAUCAUUUUCUUGAUUUUGGCAAUAUUUGUACUAGUAUUAUCAGCCUUCUUAUUUCUUUCUAAAAUUAAGCCUUGUUGUGAGUGUGAGAUUUGCAAAGGAUAUUUGAGUACUUGCUGGACUUUACAGUUCAAGAAUCUUUGUGAUUGGUACUCACAUCUUUUAAAAAAAUCACCAACUGGGACAAUUCACGUUCACGUUCUUGGAAAUGUGAUCACAGCAAAUCCCAAGAACGUCGAGUACAUGCUCAAAACAAAAUUCGAAAAUUUCCCAAAAGGGAGACAAUUUGCUACAAUCUUGGGCGAUCUUUUAGGCCGAGGAAUUUUCGCCGUCGACGGCGAAUUAUGGAAGUUGCAGCGGAAAAUGGCUAGUUUAGAACUCGGCAGCGUUUCGAUACGUUCGUACGCUUUCGAUAUCGUCGGAGACGAAAUUAGAAACCGGCUUAUUCCACUUUUGGAAAGUAACAAGAACGACGCCGUUUUGGAUUUGCAAGAUGUUUUUCGGCGAUUCUCGUUUGAUAGUAUAUGUAAAUUCUCUUUUGGAAUGGAUCCGGGUUGCUUGAAAUUAUCAUUGCCAGUUUCGGAUCUUCAAGUGGCAUUUGAUUUAGCUUCUAAGUUGUCAGCUGAAAGAGCAAUGACAGCUUCUCCAUUAGUUUGGAAAAUCAAAAGGGCAUUGAAUAUUGGAUCAGAGAAGAAGCUGAAAGAAGCAAUUAAAAUGGUUGAUAUUCUUGCUGAGGAAAUGAUAAGUCAUAAAAGAAAAAAUGAUUUUUCAUCUCAAAAUGACCUUUUAUCAAGAUUCAUGAGGAAUAUUAAUGAUGAUAAACUCCUUAGGGAUAUUGUCAUUAGUUUUCUUCUAGCAGGAAGAGACACUGUUGCUUCUGCGUUGACCACUUUUUUCUGGUUAUUAAGUCAACAUCCGGAAGUCAAAGAUGAAAUUCGAGCCGAGUCGAGUCGAGUCAUGGGAGAAACAGAAAAAGAAAAACUUGCUAGCUUUGAGGAAAUUCGUAAAAUGCAUUAUUUGACAGCAGCGUUGCAUGAGAGUAUAAGGCUAUUUCCACCAGUUCAAUUUGAUUCAAAGUUUUGUCAAGAAGAUGAUACGCUCCCCGAUGGUACAUUUGUAGCAAAAGGUACAAGGGUAACUUAUCAUCCUUAUGCAAUGGGAAGAAUGGAGAGUAUUUGGGGUCAAGAUUGUCUUGAAUUCAAGCCAGAAAGAUGGUUGCAAAAUGGGGUUUUUAAGCCACAAUGUCCAUUUAAGUAUCCAGUUUUUCAAGGUGGGCUUAGGGUUUGUUUGGGCAAGGAUUUGGCUAUUGUGGAGAUGAAAAGUGUUGCUUUGGCUUUGAUUAGGCAAUUUGACUUUCAAGUUGUGGCAAAAGAGCAAACUCCUCGGUUCAUGCCCGGGUUGACAGCCACAGUGAGAGGUGGACUCCCCGUCAUGGUUCAAGAAAGACAGCAACAAUAGCAUCAGUCACAGUAGCCGAUUCAGAAUUUAGAAUUAGUAAAUUUUACAGAGAAAAGUUACGUACUUUCAAACUGAUAGUAUUUGUAAUUAGUUCAUACUUCAUCUAUAGCUAGUGCUAGACAUAGAGAACUGAAAUAUGUACAUUAAACGUCAAAAGAUUGCGUAUGAUUUAAUUAAUGACACAAAAGUCUUGGAAAAA
Messenger RNA from Nicotiana attenuata, 1799 nucleotides. Its product is annotated as cytochrome P450 94C1-like. Lineage: Eukaryota; Viridiplantae; Streptophyta; Magnoliopsida; Solanales; Solanaceae. The record is from RefSeq and is a predicted model, not a curated record. Bases 134 to 1600 code for a protein of 488 amino acids. The transcript has a single exon. Gene Ontology annotation, molecular function: iron ion binding; oxidoreductase activity, acting on paired donors, with incorporation or reduction of molecular oxygen; monooxygenase activity.